Aspergillus chevalieri is the source of this 2241-nucleotide messenger RNA. RefSeq lists its product as uncharacterized. Gene Ontology annotation, molecular function: DNA binding; zinc ion binding; DNA-binding transcription factor activity, RNA polymerase II-specific. The transcript is spliced from 6 exons. The record is from RefSeq and is a predicted model, not a curated record. The coding region runs from base 1 to 2241 and encodes 746 amino acids. Gene Ontology annotation, biological process: DNA-templated transcription; regulation of DNA-templated transcription. NCBI's taxonomy places the organism in Eukaryota, Fungi, Ascomycota, Eurotiomycetes, Eurotiales, Aspergillaceae.
AUGAACGAAUCGCAAUAUUACCGCCAGAUCGCGCCGGGCCCGUCGCCGACGUCUGAAGAAGCGCCUAGUCUGCCGAGCCCGUCUGGGGAGUCUAGAUCAAGCAUUGCUUAUAGUGCUGGGAGUACUGUUGGGGGUCCUAGUUCUAGUGGAGGAGGGUAUGGACAAGCACCGACGAGUGGUGGGAGUGGCCGUGGGAGUGGGAGCGGGGGGAAUAGUCAGUGGAAGAAGAGGGUGUCAACGGCUUGUUUGGCUUGUAAGAAGUCGAAAAGAAAGUGCUCUGGAACAGCGCCGUGUGAUAACUGCCGAGCGUUUAACCGGGUUUGUGUGUUUGAUGAAUCGCUCGACCAGAGACGACGGGUCGCUGCGAAACGCACGGCUGAUGAAUUGACGUAUCACCGCGACCUUCUGAACGACCUGUUCAAGUUGAUUCGUGCCGCGGACGAAUCGCACGCCCUCAAACUCCUCGAAAUCAUCCGCAAAGAUGCCUCAGCCGAAGAAAUCAGAACCUACAUCGACGAAACCCUAGCCGGCCUCGACAGCACAAGCUCACAUUCCAAAGAAAACAACAAAGAAAUGGUCAACAAACUCGAAGAUGUACGACAGAUGCUCAACGUCGAAGGCACGAGUCCCUCGUUCCGGCGAAAGGUUAUGGAUAUACACUUUCUGUGCGAUGAGGCGCCGUGCAAGGUUCCUGCGAAGCCGUGGACGACUGUGACUGAGGACGAUGAUCUGGUAUCGCAUUUGAUAUCGUUGUAUUUCACGUGGGAUUAUCCGUUCUAUUCAUUUUUAGACCGGGAUGUGUUUUUGAGGCACAUGGCGCUGGGGAAUUUGGACUCGGAGUUUUGUAGUCCGUUUUUGGUGAAUGCGAUUUUGGCGAAUGCUUGUCAUUUCUCGGAAUUCACAGAAGCAUAUGUCGUGCCCGGGGAUAUCCUGACCAAAGGAGCGGAUUUCCUUGCUGAAGCUGAGCGGUUGAGGCAGCAAGAGACGGCGAAGAUUGGGCUGUGCUCGUUACAGGGCACGCUUUGUUUAUAUGAGAGGUAUGCGCUUUCGGAAGAUGAUGAUUUGGGCUACUUGAUGCUGCACCAGGCCAUUCGAGCUGGUGAAACACUCGGGUUGAUUGGAGAUAAAAGAGCCAAGAUAAUUCCCGAGCAGCUUUCCUUUGAUAUGGAUACCUCUCUCAAGCGGACUGCUUGGGGGUUAUUCCAUGUUGAUACUGUAAUCCACACUAGCUUCCUACGACCAAGUCUAGUCGCCAAAGUCAACAUGAACCGAAUGGACCGCAAUGCAUCUACUGAUAACGAUCUUUGGAUUCCAUAUCCUUCGCAUCGUAACGCCAGGCCAGCGUACCUGAGCCAGUACUUUGAUGAGGCAUGUAAUCUUAGCGAGAUUGCACUGGAUAUUUCGAAGGAACUGUUCUCGGAGGAUAGGAGCGAGACUUCGGCUUCGCAGCGUCGUCAGGUGAAGGGGGAUUUGUAUGAACGGUUAAAAAGGUGGCAUAAUGCUUUGCCGGGUAUUUUUGGGCCGGAGACGAAACCGCCGCCUUAUAUUAUUCUUCUCAGAAUGAGAUACUACGCCCUGGUCAUCAACGUAUUCUGCAAUGCAGACGACGACAUCUCCAGCACUACAUCUGACGCCCCCAAAACCCCAGAAAGCGAGCCGCGCCAGAGCCCGACAAGCAAAUACGACGCCUGGGAAGUCACACAGUCUGCUGCCCGUGGCAUCGCAAGCCUUGCGCGUAUACAUCGACGUGAAUACGGUAUGACCCGCGCGCACUACUUUGCCAUGUACGCCAUCAACCUGGCGCUCUUCACCAUGCUCGAAUCCGAAUCUUUCGACAUUCUAGACCCCGACUUCCUUUCUCUCUCCAGUGCAUUCUCUGUAAUUGCAAGCCGCUCGCGCCUCGGCCGCAAUCUGUUUCAUAUCUUCCGGCAAUCGGUACGAUCCAAAUCGCAAGGGAAACGCAUCCGUGAGUCUAGCGUUUCCGAAGAGUUGAAAGAACUAUUCGACGAAGACGUCAUCGCAAAGGGACAAAACUGGUUUGAUGACUAUGCCAGGGGUCUUGAGAAAUUAAACCAAGAUGAGCGGUACAGUGGGCUUGGGAAUGGGAGUCAUGACGGCGAAGAUCUGCAGGAGUAUCCGGGGCUAGGGCUUUUUGAUAUGCUGGAUCGGUAUGAGAGCUUGAGUCUAGGGAAGGAUGAGGUUGCGAGUGAGAGGACUACUUGUAAGCAGGAGGAGUGGUAA